UAUAACUAUUACUCCAAAAAGGAAUCUUACCUACCAAAAAUUUUUUUUCUCCAGAAUCAUGAAAAAUUCCUAAUCCCUGGGUCCAAUUUUCAAUAUCACUUUUGAUAUUUUAUUUGAUAUUUAAAUUUAUGAACAAUUAUGCUUGCUGCGAGAAGAAGUGGGGGGGGGGGGGGCGGGUUGGCCCCUCCCUGAAUGGGGGGGGGGGUGGCCCCUCCCAGAUGCUAUAUGCCUAAUGGUUAGGACUAACUUUGCAAAAGCCCCCAGCCCCCUGCUUCCAACACCUAUGCAAUGAUUCUAGUGUUCUUAAUCUAAAACAUGCAUGUUCUUUUCUACAGCCUACAGAUCUUUUAAAGAAGAUAUAUGAGCAUUUUACCAUGGAAUGCAAGCAGGGGAGGGUGAAGAAUAUCAAAAACCCUUUGAAAAGACUCUCACUCGCAACUGGAAUAUCUGAGAAUACUCUAAAGAGAAAAGUUAUGCAAGACCCAGUUGAUAUGGUGGUGGAGGAUUUGCAAGUCCCUGCUCCAAAGAAGAAACCUGGACCCGAUAGGAAGCUGGAUGACUUCGAUGCAGACCUGGUGAAGAGGACCAUCCAUGACAUGCAGUUGAAGGGCCAGUACGUUUCAUUGCGCCAACUGUCGGAUGUUCUGGUAGAAAAGGAAGUCAGGCUCUUCAAGUCUUCAUUGGGGAGACUCGUGAAGGAUCUUGGGUUCAGGUAAGCACAUUAAGACAAAUCACUUUGUCAUGACGUAAAACUGAAGAGUCAUAUGCACUCUAG
Magallana angulata is the source of this 775-nucleotide messenger RNA. RefSeq lists its product as uncharacterized. The record is from RefSeq and is a predicted model, not a curated record. Bases 375 to 716 code for a protein of 113 amino acids. The transcript is spliced from 2 exons. NCBI's taxonomy places the organism in Eukaryota, Metazoa, Mollusca, Bivalvia, Ostreida, Ostreidae.